ACAAGAAUGACCGGUGUUUGGGUAAGGUGAAUAUUUACAUUAGCAGUAGGUUUGAAUUACUAGGUUAGCAAACGUUGCCCUCUUUGAGAAAACGGAUAUCGUUUAAGCAUACUAACAUCGCAUGUUAGAAUGUAAAACACAGUCGGGGUUUCUCGCUAAAAUUAGUCUUCACCAGCCACCGGCAUGAACUGGCUAGCUGCUAUGUAUGAGCAUAUUCAUUGAUUGGUGUUACGUUAGUUAGCCAGUUAGCUGCACCAUUACCCUCAAGUCCAAAGACCAAAGAUCAAGUCCGGUGACAGACUGUUUGCUAAAGUUGCAGAGCUACCUCACUGUAUCUGUAAAAGCUUGACUAUACCAAAGUGACUUGAAGCAAAAACCAACACUGCGCUCACGCCACAAACUGAUUACAUUCUGUGCCACUGCCUGUCCCUGAAUGAUUUAUCCUUUCAAAAUAAACUGUGUGGCAUAGCAAAAUAUUUGCUAGCAGUCUAGCUUGCACAGUAUUCAUAGAAGUGUCACUGCAGAUAAAGGCUAACUGCAAGCCUGUCAGAAAUACAGUCUUAUCACUAUAGCAGGGAUAGCGCCUAUUCUUGUCAUAACAAUUUCACUUAGCCUAUGUUAAUUAUGAAUCUCUCAAAAUUAACAGGUACUCCAAUGCGACCAUUGUGUGGCUUGACAUCAUGAGGAUAACAUUGGUAGCUUUGAGUAGCAUAGUCUCCCAUCAUGUUGCCAGGGGCAGUACGUCACUUGGUCCCUCUGUGGCUCUCUGUUUUGACUGCUGGCUGGUUACAGUGUGAGGCAGGGCCAGGGAGAUGGCUGCUGGGACAGGUCUUGAGGAGAGCCUACACCUCCACAAGAGCAAGGCAGGCUGCAGCAGGGGACAGUGCCCCUGUGAGCCCGAGUGUACGGGGACAAGCUGGCCAUGGUGGACGACAGUGGGAGCCACAGCUACAGGGUGUUGUAUGGUAGUAGUAGGGGCCUGGCUGGGCGUAUCAAGGCAGUUCUGGACUGUCCCUCUGGGGACCUACAGGGAAAGUGCAUCUCCUUCCUGUGUGCCAACGAUGCCUUGUACACGGUAGCCCAGUGGGCGUCCAUCUGCCCCCACCUACAGCCUCAGCUGUCUUCUGGAAGCCCCAGAGACCCAGCCUGAGCCUGGCAUCACAGACUGGGCCCAGCGUCUUGCCAUGAUCAUUUACACCAGCGGCACCACAGGCAGGCCCAAAGGGGUUCUCCACACUCACAGCAACAUCCAGGCCAUGGUUCAGGUUCUAGUGUCAGAGUGGGGCUGGUCCAGAGAUAAUGUCAUCCUUCACACCUUUCCCCUGCACCACAUCUAUGGCAUCGUCAACAAGCUGCUCUGCCCUCUCUGGGUGGGUGCCACCACCGUCAUGCUGCCUACCUUCCAGCCUCAGAAGGUAUGGGAAGUCCUGCUCAGCUCCAAGGCUCUUAUGGUGAAUGUGUUCAUGGCUGUUCCAACCAUCUACUCCGAGCUGAUCCGGCACAAUGAGCAGCACUUCUCCCAGCCACACGACCAGGACUUUGUCAGGGCUGCCUGCAAGAAGAGAAUCAGGCCGAUGGUGUCUGGCUCUUCUGCCCUGCCCCAGCCCACCCUUCUACGCUGGGAGGAGAUCACAGGACACACCCUGUUGGAUCGCUACGGCAUGACAGAGAUAGGCAUGGCCCUGUCCAACCCCCUGGAGGGUGCAGUCGGUGUCCCUCUUCCAGGAGUGGAGGUUUGCAUCGUCAUGACGAAAGCAGUCAGCACCACCGUCGCCGAGGGCAACAGCAGAGAAACUCAGGUAUUCAGUGCGUUGGAGGGGAAGGAGGGGGAGCUGAGGGUGCGGGGAGACCAGGUCUUCACAGAGUACUGGAACAAACCAGAGGCCACCAGGGAGUCUUUCACUGAGGAGGACUGGUUCAAAACAGGGGACACGGUGGUCUAUACGGAUGGAGUGUACUGGAUCAUGGACCGCACCUCUGUGGACAUCAUAAAGAGUGGAGGCUAUAGGAUCAGUGCUCUGGAGGUGCAGCGACCCCUGCUAGCCCACCCUGAUACCACAGAUGUGGCUGUGAUUGGUGCUCGGGACGCCACCUGGGAACAGAAGGUGACAGCGGUGGUGCAGCUGAAGAGAGGGCGGAGCAUGACCCUGUCAGAGCUGAAGACCUGGGGCAGGUUACAGGCAAAACAAAGGACAUUAUUAUCACACUAGUUUUAUAGCGCCAUGAAGCAGCAUUAGUAAAAAAAUAUAUAUAUAAAAACAUUAAAACUCCCAAUAAAUGUAGAGGUAUUUAUUUCAAAACCACUCCAUACAGGUGCUUAUAAAUCAUAGAUCUACUGUAUAUUAGAUUUGUUGGUAUGUCUGCUAGCUAGCUGUGCUUUGUCAUGCUGCUCCAUUCCAUCAACCAUUUGGUGUUCAUGGUUCUGUGGCUUUACUAUUUGGGAACAUGCGAAAACCUUAAAUUGUGUGUUUUUGAAAAUAGAAUUUUGUCCACUGCAUUUAUUGAAUUAGAGGAAGACUUCACUGCUCAGUCCCCCGGGGAGUCAUCCAGACUUGUUUAUAGUAACUGCUGCUGAAGCCUCAAAAUCAAUA
Molecule: messenger RNA, 2591 nt
Organism: Oncorhynchus gorbuscha (pink salmon)
Lineage: Eukaryota; Metazoa; Chordata; Actinopteri; Salmoniformes; Salmonidae
Product: malonate--CoA ligase ACSF3, mitochondrial-like
Exons: 8
Coding region: 1185-2210 (341 amino acids)
Biological process (GO): fatty acid metabolic process
Molecular function (GO): medium-chain fatty acid-CoA ligase activity
Source: RefSeq, a predicted model, not a curated record